AUGGAUAGUGAAGAUCUGCAAUGCAUAAUCUGCACUGCAAAGCCCACAUUCAGUGAUAUAUCACAUCUUUUAACCCAUGUUGCCUCCAAAGCCCAUUUAUCUUUUUAUUUCAAGCUUCAAGUCCGCAGUCAUCAGGAGGAGGAGGCAACGCAGCUCCUGGAGGAAUACGAUGCUUGGUACAAUGACAAUGGCCUCGCCGUACUACUGUCUGAAAGAAUGAGAACCAAGGAAGGCCGCAAAAUGAAGAAGGCCCCCAGACAAGCCUCAAAAGCCCCCGUUGCCGGCAAUCCUCGACCACAGAGAAAAAGCGGAAGAUCCACUACAAAAGCCUCAAAUUCUGCUUCAGACACAUACUUUCCCGAUCUCUUGGAUCCACGCCUUGCAGGUCCGUCCGACAACAUCAAACCAGAUGCGGAAGAAGAUUCAUCAUUCUACUUGACCUCUUAUCCUCCAGCCACACCUUUGGCCAAUACCCACCCAACACUCAGAAUAGAGUGUGUCCCUUCAGGGCUGACACAGCCCAUGUAUAUGGGAAACUCGACUGAUUGGCAUGGCGAACAUCCGUAUGAGCCCAGACAUAACGCUCAUACAUCCAUGAACGCUUUACAGACCCCAUUGCGGACCAGACGACAUGCAGCAAGUGAUCCGAUACCCUUGGCUGAGAGCCAAUCACAAGACGUCUUCCACGAAGAUGAACAAAACGAAGUUGCGGAUGAGAAAACACGGGCGGAGGAGAUUUCACGGUUGAAGGGCAUAUUUUGGCCUGGUAUGGACAUCUUCGACUCAGCCACACACCAAAUGCGACGCAAGCGUAAUCAGAAAAAGGACGCAAAUGUUUUGAAACUAUUGGAAAAGACAUCGUCACUCGUGGAGCCUACCGAGCUCAUCUUUUCUCCAGCAGGAACUUUACGAAAGGAGCGGGUGAUUUCGGGCAAUGUUGAAGACGAUAGCCCUUUGAAGGGUGAAACUCCGGUUCCCAAGAAACGAAUUUCUCGGCCAAAGAGAGAAGUCCUUCGCCAGGUGGAUCCAAAUAUUCCCCUUGCGCAGGACAGGAAGGGUUCCAAAAAAGUGGUCACUCAAAACCUCAACGGAAAGGUCCAACAAAUAGUCGUGGAUACUACAGGAUCCCCGCGCCGGUUGAAUGAUAUGGCAGAUUUUGGACCACCGAAGCACACGAUAGAUGAUGAAUUUGAUAUCUCUAUGCAAGAACUUGGCAAGCGACCUCGCCAGGCCUUUACCAUUUUCUCUGAUGAAGUCUUAAACCCCAGUGUGACCCGAGAGGUAUUGACAUUGACUCCAACUCGUCUGGUUCUGGAUCGCAAGCCUGAUCUCUCCCACACUCAUGGAAUGAAGGCCAAUCGAGACAAAGAAAACAUCGAACCGAUUUUGAAUUCACAGGGUCGCGUCGGUCUCAACAACUGGCAAUCUCCUUUUUUUAACCGAUCUGACAUUGGGAAUGUCGGCUUUAUCCCCGGGUACUUCUACAAUGAACCUUUGGGAAAUGGACUCGGUGAUGAUGGAAAGUCUGGUUACCGACCCAACCCUCUCCUGGCCGCUCCCAAGAUGAGUUUCUAUGAGGGUAACCCAUAUGAUGAUGAUUUCACAGUGAGCGGAGCUUGGACGACAAUAUCACGUGAAGUAUCAACUGAAGCGACCAUCUCCGAAGCUGAGCACCGAGAUCUUGCUCGGAUGUACCUGGCGUGA
Penicillium taxi is the source of this 1704-nucleotide messenger RNA. RefSeq lists its product as uncharacterized. The transcript has a single exon. NCBI's taxonomy places the organism in Eukaryota, Fungi, Ascomycota, Eurotiomycetes, Eurotiales, Aspergillaceae. The coding region runs from base 1 to 1704 and encodes 567 amino acids. The record is from RefSeq and is a predicted model, not a curated record.